UUGCUUCCAUUUUUUAUAAUUUUCUUGUUUUCUGUUGCUUGUGUGUGUUUUCUUUUGAUGUUUGUAUAAUCCAUGGCUGGUUUAGAUUUAGGCACUGCUUCUCGUUACAUUCAUCAUCAGCUCCACCUUUCUGACUUGCAACUCCACAGUAGUCAACCGGAAAACAACCAACACCACCAGCUCUUCGCCGACGGUGCCCUCCACAACCAUCAGCAUCAAGAGGAGGAUGACGGUACUCAGGGUCAUGACCUCGUUUCCCCCAACUCAGCUGGUGGUGGCGGUGGUGGUGACAUCGUUGGCCGACGACCUAGAGGCCGUCCAGCCGGAUCCAAGAACAAGCCCAAACCUCCUGUUAUCAUCACAAGAGAAAGCGCCAACACACUAAGAGCUCAUAUCUUGGAAAUCGGAAACGGUUGUGAUGUCUUUGACUGCAUAGCAACUUAUGCAAGACGACGGCAACGAGGGAUCUGCAUACUAUCAGGAAGCGGCCUCGUCACUAACGUCAGCCUCAGGCAGCCAGCAGCAGCGGGGUCUGUGGUGGCUCUUCAUGGCCGGUUUGAGAUCUUAUCUCUCUCCGGUUCUUUCUUGCCUCCGCCAGCCCCACCAGGAGCCACCAGCUUGACCAUAUUCUUGGCUGGCGGUCAAGGGCAAGUAGUAGGUGGAAACGUGGUUGGAGAAUUGACUGCUGCUGGUCCGGUCAUCGUUAUCGCUUCCUCCUUCACUAAUGUCGCCUAUGAAAGACUCCCACUAGAAGAGGAAGAGCCGGAAGGAGCUGGGCUUCAGAUGCAACAGCCGGCUUCUCAAACCGAUGGCGGUGGUGGAGGGAUAAAUAGCAACAACCCAUUUCCAGACCCAUCUUCCGGUCUACCAUUCUUCAACCUACCUCUGAGUAUGCCUCCAAAUGUUCAGUUGACGGUGGAUGGAUGGGGAUCAGCCGGCGGAGGAGGAGGUAACUCAGGUGGACGCUCCAAUAACAACAAUCCAUUCUAAUAUGGAUCGGGUAACAGUGAUAAAUGGAAAAACUACAAUGGAGUACUUCAAGUGUUGCCUUAACAGAUGAGUCAAAAUGUGAGUUAAACAUAGUUUCCAAAGGUGUUCAUGUUCUAAGUACUGUAUGAUUCUCAAUUUUAAGUUUGUAUUUUUUAACCAACUUUAUGCAGUUUUUGCCUUUUUGUAGUAAAAUAAUAUUUGGCAUGUGGGUAACA
Cynara cardunculus var. scolymus (artichoke) is the source of this 1205-nucleotide messenger RNA. RefSeq names its product AT-hook motif nuclear-localized protein 23-like. The transcript has 2 exons. The coding region runs from base 73 to 990 and encodes 305 amino acids. Gene Ontology annotation, molecular function: DNA-binding transcription factor activity; minor groove of adenine-thymine-rich DNA binding. NCBI's taxonomy places the organism in Eukaryota, Viridiplantae, Streptophyta, Magnoliopsida, Asterales, Asteraceae. The record is from RefSeq and is a predicted model, not a curated record. Gene Ontology annotation, cellular component: nucleus.